AUGUUGACAAUCCCAGAGUUCCUGAUAUGCUCUGCAUUUUUGUUGCUGUUGUCUAUUUCCGUUCGUGCCUGGAAGACACAGAGGCUCCGGAGGGGCUUGCCACUCCCUCCAGGCCCCAAGGGUCUGCCGAUCUUCGGGAAUGCGCUUGACCUCGAUGUUGCUGCGCCUUGGUUGUCGUAUACCGAAUGGGCGAAGAAAUACGGUGAUCUUAUCUAUUUGACUAUCCUCGGACAGGAGUUCCUUGUUAUCAAUUCCGAGGAGCUCGCCCACACAAUUCUUCACCAACGUUCUGAAAUAUAUUCCGACAGACCAUAUAUCUCCACAAGUGCACUUUUCGGGAUGGAUUUCACCACCGGGUUGUUGCCCUAUGGGGACCUGUUGCGACAACACCGGAAGAUGUACCACGUAGGAUUCAGCAAGGAAGCCUCUCGCGAAUACCAGCCCAUGCAACUUUCGAAAGCUCACCAAUUCGUGGAGAGUCUCAUCGAUUCCCCAACUCAGUUCCCUAUGCAUUUAAAAACGUUAUCGGCGGGGAUCAUCAUGGCUGUUACAUAUGGCUAUGAUCCUGCGCCGGCCAAGGAUCCUUAUGUGGUCAAGGUCGAACGUUUCAUUGGUAUUUUUUCUAAGGCGCUCUCGCCAGAGCGUGCUGCGUUGUUAGGAAUGUUCCCGCUUUUACAAUAUUUACCGUCGUGGUUUCCGGGCGGGGCGUAUAAGCGCCAGGCCGGAGAAUGCCGCGGACUCGCUCAUGACAUCCUUAACGAACCUAUAGAGUAUGUACAAGCUGAAAUGGCUAGUGGGACAACGCGACAGUCCCUCGUCAAGGAUCUUUUGGGCAGAUAUGCGACCAAGGACGACACUGUCACCGUUGAAGACGAAGAGAUAAUCAAGGCAGUUGCUGCAACUGUAUUUUUGGGUUCACCGAUACAUGUCUCUCGUCAGACUGACUCUAGCUUGCAUAUGUUUCUGCUUGCUAUGGUGCUUCAUCCAGAGGUCCAGAUCAAGGCACAAGAAGAAAUCGAUAGGGUGGUUGGUGACAGCCGUCUCCCUGAUUUCAGUGACCGAGAGAAACUUCCCUAUGUCGAAGCAGUGUUUCGCGAGACUUUCCGGUGGCGACCGACGGUUCCUCUCACCCUUCCGCAUGCUACGAGUGCAAGCGAUGUUUACGACGGAUAUUACAUUUCAAAAGGUGUUAAUGUUGUUGUAAAUGUUUGGGCGAUCACACAUGACGAAACACGAUUCCCGGAUCCAAUGAGCUACAAGCCAGAGCGGCAUCUCUCAGCUACUGGAGAACUUCUCGAAGACGUAGUAUCGCCCUACUUUGGUUUUGGACGACGAAAGUGCCCCGGAAUUUACAUUGCAGAUCAGAGCAUUUGGGUCUCCAUUGUCUCCUGUUUGGCAACGUUGCGCAUUGGAAAAAGGAAGGACGCGACUGGAUGUGAAAUCGAUGUGAAAGCCGAAUUUACGGCAGGAUUGGCGUUAUCAGUCCGACCGAAACCUUUCGAAUGCUCCAUCGAGCCUCGCUCUGCAAAUGCAGAGAGAUUGAUUCGCGCGAGUAGCAGGGGUGACUAG
Messenger RNA from Suillus clintonianus, 1569 nucleotides. RefSeq names its product cytochrome P450. Gene Ontology annotation, molecular function: oxidoreductase activity, acting on paired donors, with incorporation or reduction of molecular oxygen; iron ion binding; monooxygenase activity. The record is from RefSeq and is a predicted model, not a curated record. Bases 1 to 1569 code for a protein of 522 amino acids. NCBI's taxonomy places the organism in Eukaryota, Fungi, Basidiomycota, Agaricomycetes, Boletales, Suillaceae. The transcript is spliced from 14 exons.